AUGCACUCUGUGACAAUCCGCCCGAACCAGAACCAGAACCAUGUCCUCGCUCCUCCCCGUCCCUAUGUUCCCUUCCACGUAGCACCGUCUGAUUUCGCGGCCAGUCUCCCGCCAGUCGGCUUGUUGCGUCCUGAAGUGUUGCAGGCGCUGGACGGAGACGCGGGCUACGAGUCCGUGCGUACCGACAAGGGCGUAUGCGUGACCUUUUCACCUACUGUUCUAGCGGGUGGCCGGGCGGCGAUGGACGGCGCUAUCGCCGAGACGGCGGCGCGUUGGCGCAAGGCAGGGCAGUUCAAUCCCUGUCUCGCUGGAUGGCGUAACGAGCUAUACGCGAUUUAUGCGUCUCCUCAAAGUGCAGCAUUCUCAUCUCUCUCAUCUCCUCCAAGAGGUGGGUGGCGCAACGCCGCAUUUGCGUGCGAGCGCGCCGCAUGCGCCGUAUUCGGAUUCGCGACCUUUGGGGUCCACAUGACGGCGUACGAGGGCGAGGGCGAGAAUAUGAAGAUCUGGGUACCGCGCAGAAGCCCCACCAAAGCCACAUGGCCCGGCAUGCUCGACAAUAGCGUGGCAGGCGGCAUUACGGCCGGAAUGACUCCCCGCGAUACCAUGGUCAAAGAGUGCGACGAGGAGGCGUCGCUCCCUGCCAGUCUAGUUGAGGCGCGCCUCAAAAACGUCGGCCUCGCAACGUACUGGUACAUCACCGAGGCUGGGUUUUUACAGCCAGAAGUCGAAUACCUAUACGACCUGCCUCUCCCUCCCCGCGAUUCGGCAGAGUACGUCCUCCCACGCCCACACGACGACGAGGUCGAGUCGUUCCACCUCAUGACCGUUCCCGAGGCCAUAGCGGCCCUCCACCGAGGCGAGUUUAAGCCUAACUGCGGGAUCAUUCUCGUCGACUUCCUCAUCCGCCACUCGCUCAUCACCCCUGAAAAUGAGCCAGACUACAUCGAGAUCUGCUGGCACAUGCGCCGCCGCCUGGGUGUGGGUAUGCCAGCGUAG
This is a messenger RNA of Cutaneotrichosporon cavernicola, 996 nucleotides long. RefSeq lists its product as uncharacterized. NCBI's taxonomy places the organism in Eukaryota, Fungi, Basidiomycota, Tremellomycetes, Trichosporonales, Trichosporonaceae. The record is from RefSeq and is a predicted model, not a curated record. The transcript has 6 exons. Gene Ontology annotation, molecular function: 8-oxo-dGDP phosphatase activity. The coding region runs from base 1 to 996 and encodes 331 amino acids.